AUGUAAAUGACAACGCUCCCGUCUUCACGCAGGAGCUGUACGUUGGGCAGGUUUUGGAAAACGCGCCGGAGGGCUCUGUGGUCCUCAGCGUGGUGGCAACCGAUGGUGAUGUGGGAGUUAACGGGGACAUCAGCUAUCAGCUCAGCCAAGCGGUGGGCCAGAGCCACUCAGCAUUCACAAUUGACCCCACGAGCGGUGAAAUCAAACUCACAAAGCCUCUGGACUUUGAGGCGGCAGAGAAUCACGAGCUCAGCGUGCGGGCCACGGACGGUGGGGGCCUCUCGGCAAUCUGCAAGGUGUUGGUGGAGGUGGUGGAUGUGAAUGACAAUGCACCGGAGCUGACGGUCAGUUCCUUCAACAGCCCCCUUCCCGAGAACGCAUUGCCCGGGACAGUGGUGGCCCUCUUUACUGUCAGGGACCGGGAUGCUGGUGCCAACGGGAAGAUCUCCUGUGCCCUCGAAGACCAGCUGUCAUUCUCCCUGCGGCCAGCCUAUAAGAAUUACUACGAGCUGGCGACCGUGAGCGCGCUGGACCGGGAGGAGACGGCGCGGUACAUCCUCACUGUCACAGCAGCAGACGCAGGGUCACCUCCUCUCACGACCACCCAGACCUUCACGGUAGACAUCUCCGAUGUCAACGACAAUGCACCUGUCUUCAACCAGACAUCGUACACCAUGUACGUGC
Pelecanus crispus (Dalmatian pelican) is the source of this 684-nucleotide messenger RNA. RefSeq names its product protocadherin beta-15. Gene Ontology annotation, molecular function: calcium ion binding. Gene Ontology annotation, cellular component: plasma membrane. Lineage: Eukaryota; Metazoa; Chordata; Aves; Pelecaniformes; Pelecanidae. Gene Ontology annotation, biological process: homophilic cell-cell adhesion. The record is from RefSeq and is a predicted model, not a curated record.